Molecule: messenger RNA, 969 nt
Organism: [Candida] anglica
Lineage: Eukaryota; Fungi; Ascomycota; Pichiomycetes; Serinales; Debaryomycetaceae
Source: the annotation of a GenBank genome assembly
AUAAAUCACUUAUUCUCUCCUUUUUUCUCCCACGUUUAUUUAUUAAAUUCCAUCAUAUUCAAUCUAAUAACAAUGUCGUUCUCCUCCAUUGCUAACAAAUUGUCCAACCCAAGAGUCUUUGUACCAAUUGUUGCUGCUGCAGGUGGUAUCUCCCUUGCCUACCAAUACCAAACUAGAAUUAUUGCUAAUGAGCCAGGUAAGACUUUCAAAGGUGAUAAUGAAUGGGUUGACUUGAAGGUUAGAAAGACCUGGGAUGUUUCUUCCAACACCAAGCAUGUGAUUUUUGACUUGCCUGGUAAGGAUGAUGUUUCUGGUUUGAUUACUGCCUCUUGUCUUUUAACCAAAUUUGUUACUGCUAAGGGUAACAAUGUCAUUAGACCAUAUACUCCAAUCUCUGAUAACGAUGAAAAGGGAUCCAUUGAAUUUGUCGUUAAGAAGUAUGAAGGUGGUAAGGCUUCUACCCAUAUUCAUGACUUGAAAGUUGGUGACACUUUAUCCUUCAAAGGUCCAAUUGUCAAGUGGAAGUGGGAAGCUAACCAAUACAAGUCCAUUGCCUUGAUUGGUGGUGGUACUGGUAUCACUCCAUUGUACCAAUUGAUUCAAGAAAUCACCAAGAACCCAGAAGAUAAGACUAAGGUUUCCUUGUACUAUGGUAACUUGUCUGAAAAGGACAUUUUGAUCAAGAAGGAAUUGGAUGUCUUGGCUGCUAAGCACAAGGAUCAAGUUGACAUUGUCUACUUUGUUGACAAGGCUGAAAAGGGUUGGGAAGGUGAAACUGGUUUCAUUGACAAGGAAUUCUUGCAACCACGUUUGCCAGGUCCUUCUAAGGACUCCAAGGUCUUUGUUUGUGGACCACCAGCCUUGUACAAGGCUCUUUCUGGUCCUAAGGUUUCUCCAACUGAUCAAGGUGAAGUCACUGGUGUUUUGGCUGAAUUGGGAUUCACCAAGGAACAUGUUUACAAGUUUUAA